Messenger RNA from Myxocyprinus asiaticus (Chinese sucker), 3720 nucleotides. RefSeq names its product leucine-zipper-like transcriptional regulator 1 homolog. Lineage: Eukaryota; Metazoa; Chordata; Actinopteri; Cypriniformes; Catostomidae. The transcript has 8 exons. Gene Ontology annotation, molecular function: protein binding. The coding region runs from base 161 to 1426 and encodes 421 amino acids. Gene Ontology annotation, cellular component: Golgi apparatus. The record is from RefSeq and is a predicted model, not a curated record.
AGAGACUCGUGAACAUAAGCAGUAGUGAUUCUUCGCCCCUCCCUCUCAAAUAGUGGAAGUGAUACUUCGAAAUCAUCUGUUAUCAUUUUAAUGAAGAUAAAGGGAGGUAGGAAAUUCGCAGAUUUGAGCGGUUAAUCCAUGAGACCCUCAGAGCCCAAGCAUGAGCCAGGGGAGCAGUGCUUGUUUGUGGAUCCCAGUGUCUCAGCACUGCCCUGCACCAUGUGAUCGUUUCAAGCAUGCUUCUUGUGCCCACAGAGAACAUGUGUACUUACUAGGAGGCAGAGAAAAAUGCUCACUGAGAGAUUUCUGGAAAUAUAAUGUGGUAUGUAAUGAAUGGGUCGAAAUUUCCUGUAAUAGUGAAGAGGCACCUGACGAACUGGAGGAGCACACCAUGGUAGCAUAUCAGGAAUUUCUCUAUGUCUUUGGAGGAAUGCAAGAUUCGGCAUAUACUAACUCAAAAAUACCUCUUUGGGUGUUUGAUACAGUUAAAGAGCUCUGGAUUAACUGGAAAACAGGGAGUGAAACUGUACAGGAAGUGACACCAGGAAACAGAAAGGGGCACAGUGCAGUCACCUUUGGGUCAUCUAUGUAUGUUUACGGUGGAUACAUUGAUAUAAGAGGAUCGACAGAGGAAUUCUGGAAAUUUGAUUUCGAUUCCAGGGUGUGGUCGCUACUAAGCAGUGUUCAAGGUGGUCCUGGUCCCAGACAUUGUCACUCAGCUAUGACGCACCAGGACUGUAUUUACCUCUAUGGUGGCCUUCAGGGCCUGAGAGAAAAGAGGGACCUGUGGAGAUGGAGUUCUACCAGUCAAAACUGGAGCUGCAUCAAGUUCCAUUCAGGUCCAUCCAAGCUGGUUGGCCAUUCUGCUGUGUUAUAUAAAGAUAGCAUGCUCAUCUUUGGUGGAGGAGAAACCCAGAGUUCCCCUCAGAACAGCUUAUGGAGUUUCAACCUGAAAACAAAUACCUGGAAGAAGCUGCCAUUGUUGCCUAGAUCUACUUCUCCGUGCCGUAUCUAUCACUGCAGCAUUGGCUUAGGCCUCAGUUUUCAACCUACAGCCCCAAACAUCAACUGCAGGGAAAUACCCAACUCUCACAACAUCAGUAACAAGCUAAGGCCCUUUAAGAACAAGUGCUUACCAUCCCACUCCACGUUGCAAGAGAACUGCAUUGAGCUCCAGACGCUCCGAGCGGACAAUAGGACAUUUUUACCAGAUUUUACUAUUGCACUGAAAGAAUCAAAGACUACGGGGAGCUGUCUCACCUUUGAGAACCAGGAGGCUGUUAGUGAGAACCGGAAUAAUGGUGACCUGACAGAGGAAACUGAGGACACCAUGUUUCUCCAUAUGCCUGACUUGCUUUUAGUCUUGGGAGGUAAACCUCUACAAGGACAGCAUGUUAUUUCAGUGUGGCAUAUGACAGUGGCAUGAAUAUGAAAGAAUGGAGCUUUUGUUAUUUUCAGAGCAUCAUAUCUCAAUCUCUGUGAGAAAUGAAAGGCCUUCACAACAAUACCCACAUCCUGUGGCAGAAUGGUGUCAUUAAAGUUGAAUUCAGCUUUGUGCAAACUCUAUGUCUCUACUCAGUGUCUGUAAUUACUAAUGCUAUUACCAUUCAACUUUUCGUUUGCAUCUGUUCUUGUUGCAUUCCCAAAUUUAAAGGCUUAUAACUCACAAAAAACAAAACAAAAAAAAACAAACAGGAGGGUCAAAUGAUUGGUAUCAUUGUAAAGAAAACUUUUCCCAAUUUUUUAUGUUAUAGAUUAUGAUACAUUCUGUGACUCUAAGCCUAAGAAACUACUGAAAAUCACCAAAAAAUUAGCCAAAAAUUUUCUUAUUUGAAAUUAUACAUCUCUGGGUAUAAAUAAGGUGGCUCUGAAAAACUGCUUUUGUUUUGUUCCCAAUCAUGUCAACUGUAUCUGAGGAACAAAUUGUGUUGAUACGACAAAGCAAUCAAAAGUUAUAGCAUUACAAAAAAUAAUUUUUCAUUGUGUCCAAAAGCCUCUCCAAACAAAUAAAACAUAAUAAUUGUACAUAAGAACUAAUUAUUCAUGCUUUCACGCUUUGUGUGGAUUAUAUGAAUGAUUUAUGCAUUAGAUUACCUUGUGUGUGGGCUCGUUUGAAAGAUAAUCACCUCCUCUAAGUAAUGGUAUGUGAUAUUUUAUGUUCCGCUUAGAUUUUUGAAGUUGUAAGUGAAAACGUGGCAAAUAAGCAACACCAACAUAACUGUCAAAGACAUAUACUUACCAGUACUCAUUAUAUUUUUGUCUGUAAGUAAAUCAAAUAGGCUGUUUGUAUUCUACUCUUUGAGAGCUUUCCAACAACAUGUGACACAUGGCUAUUUGAUCAGUUUGAUGUUUUCACUGAUUGGAAUAAAAUGUACGGUGCAAAUUGUUUUUAUAAAUGAUUAAAACGGAAAACCUCUGAUCUGUCUGAAAAUUUCAAAGCACUUUUUUAAUUUUGGUCAUAAUGCCUACAUGCAUCGGAAAGUAGAGCUUCUAAGCUUUCAAACGAUACCUAUUUUAUGUUGGUUAAGACUCUAGUUAUUAAUGUUUUGAUGAUGUUUUUUUUUUCUCGUGGGCCCAUCCAAGCUUAAAGGGUUAACAUAAAAAUAAUGUAAAAAUGCUGCAGUAAAAAAAACAUUUAUUGGUUUACAGGUAGUUACCUUAACAUAUACAGUAAAAAUUAUAAUAUAUUUAAUACUUUUACAGUAAAAUAAUGUAAAACAAAAAAAUUUUUAGAUGUAAAAGUACCACAUAAUUAAUGGUCAAAAUGUAUGUCUAGCAAGAGUGCAUGUACUUUUACGUUAAACUAUUGUUAAAAUUACGGUGAACAAAAAUAACUGGGCAUUCUGAAGAGUCCCUGUGUGAGCCAACACUUUUUAUUAUAUUUCAUGGAAAUUUAUAUGUUUCUUCUUACUUUUUGAUAUAAGUUAUGUACAUUGGGGUGUUCUGUGUUAUAUUUUAUUUAGUUAAGUUAAUGUUUAUUACAUAAUUUUAGUGUCACGUGUUACCCUCAUGGUGUUUUGUGUUUUGUGCUGUGUUUCAACGUGUAUUAAUUACUGCUCCUAGAAGGGUCACGCUUGAUGAACUUUGUCAUCAUGUGGCCUUCUGUUGUUACUAUGGUGAUUAACAAUACAAAUAAAUAAAAAAAUAAAAAAAAUCUAAUGAAGUGUAAAAUAGAUAUUUGUAGUCAGAAGGAUGAUAUAUUAAGUUUAUAACAUUUAAUAAUAUAAACUGUAGUGAACUGUACAUUUACGGUAUUUUAAUGUAGAUUUGUUUUCCCAACAUGCUUUGCAUGAGACUCAAUGGGGAGAGUAAAUGUUGAAAUUAAGAGCUAUUUUAUGUGUUUUUUGUGCAAGUGAUUUGUAAGUAUUUAAUGUUCUGUUAUGUUGAGAUUUAGAGGAGUUUCUGUAAUGUUUGAGAUUUGGGGGUUACCACUGUGGUGAAAAGUCAGGCUUGUGCUUAAUAGCUCCUGCAAUGUAAAGUUUCUAAAUCUUAAAGUAGUAAGUCGAAAUGAUUUUAAAAUGCAUAGUGGAGUAAAAUUACUUUAAAAAAAAAAAAAGUGUUAAAAAAAUAGAAAUGUAUUUGUUGGCAAGGCACAGUAAUUACAGUAAAAACAUGUUUUGUUUUUAUGAAUGGUCUAACAAUGUUAUUUCUGUCACAAACUGCCUUUUGUUUUCCCCUUAUUCAGGGACUUCUCCCAGGCCUCCUGACCCUGUCCCAGCC